GUCGCGGAUGAUCGUGUCGUCGUCGUUAGACCGCGCGGAGAGACGUGUUUCGUGUAGAGUUGUGUAGAGAUUUCCAAGUGACGAGGGGCUACCCGAUUGUUGUUGUUUUGGUCAAGUGGGUGUGUGUGCGUUGUGAUCUAGUGUUGGUGCGGCGUGUCUUGGCUAGUGACAAACUACAAUAGGAUCCAGUGUGUUCCGGAUCUGGUCCAAACCCCUCUCUCUCUUUCUUCGACACGAUGAACGGCGGCAUCCAUCAGGAUUCGCUGGCGACGACCUUGGAUGACAUGAAGGCGUUGGCGAGGAAAGAUCCCCUCCUGGCCAAGAUAGCCAACAACAAUGUGACACUGAUCAACAACAACAGUGUCAACAGCUCCGGUAGUGGUGGAUCGAGGAAAGGACUAAACAACAACAGUGGCGGUGGGACGAUUGUUUUUGCUGGAUCGGCGGCGACGACUGCGUCGGCGUCGGUUGAGGACAACAAGGUUGGCGCCAAUGAUAAGGAGAAGCUGACCAAAGCGGUGAUGAAGGUGUUUGAGGAGUACAAGUGGACUCCGCCCACUAACGUGGUCAAAUCGCCGACAGAUAAGAAGAAAAAUCACAUCAAACGGCCGAUGAACGCGUUCAUGGUCUGGGCCCAGGCCGCCCGCCGGGAAAUGUCCAAACAGGAGCCCAAGCUGCAAAACUCCGAGAUCAGCAAGGAUUUGGGCAAGAUGUGGAAAAACCUCGCCGCCGAAGACAAGCUCCCAUUCAUCGAACAGGCGGAGAAGCUGCGCAUGACGCACAAGAGCCAGCACCCGGACUACAAGUACCAGCCGCGGCGGAAAAAGUCCAAAAAGUUUGGCAAACACGGCAAACACUGCUGCGACGAGGACUGCGAGGAGUCCGCCACGGGGGGAAGUCCGCCCCCGCCGGCGGCCCCGCCCAAGCCACGUGCCAAGAAGGCGAAGGCCAAGGGGAAGGCGGUGACGGCGGCGGCGUCGGGAGUUGUUGGGAUAUCGGGGGGUUACGAGUCGUACGGGACGCCGCAGGUCGUCAAGACUAGUGACCUGUUGACGCCCAGCUCGUCGACCUCCUCCGUGGAGCAAUAUCCGACGAGUUACAGCGUAAAGGUUGGAAGCGCUGAGCUGAUGAACCGGUACUACGGGGUCAUGUCCUGCGAGAUGGAGUCCCCGUGCAGUCCGCAGAGUCCCAGCGCCGUGUCGAUGCAUUCCUCGACGGAGGGUCAACCGUUGACUCCGCCGACCACGCCGUACACCGGCCUGGCCAACGUCAAGUCCUUCUCGCCACAUUCCCGGCUCUCGAGCAACGAUUCCCCGGUCGGCGGAUACUUCACCAGCCGUAACGACUACGUCAACAACGGAGCAGCCCUCGAUUACCACCGCCCGGACCAGUGGUCCUACUCCCCGAGUCCACUCACAACGACCUCAUCCGCUUUCACCACAACCCAAUCCACCAACAAGGACUUCUACCGCACCUUCCCCAACCAACUCCACCCCCAAUCCCACGACCCCGGAAGCUACCUCUCCACCGCCCCCCUCCAACCAACCCUCUGCUCCUCCCCGAACCUCCCCCCAGACUUUGCCACCAUCACCCCACUCCCAUCCCAAAGCUACCUAAUCUCCCCCCUGGACCAGGACCAGGUCGACAUCGAGCAGUACCUGGACAGUCAGGCCACCCACAAAAAGCACCACGCCCAACUCCCGGAAGCCCCCUACCACCACCAUCCAACCUCACCAAGCUCCAUGGAAACGCAACAACAACUGGUCGACCCCACCCCGAUGGGCUUGUACUACGAGGGGCAGCAGCAGCACCAGGUUGCUUCGACCUCGACGGCGGCUUCGCCGCAGCACCACUCGCAUCUCCACCAUCACCAUCAUUUGCACCCGGCGUUGGCGGCGCACCAUCAUCAUCAUCACUUGGCGGCGUCAGCGACGACUUCGUCGUCGUCGUCGUAUUAUGGUGGAUGGAAUGCGGCGGGAGGGUAUGGGGGGAGUUCGUAGUGGCGAGGGGUUAGUUGAUAAGUUGUAGGUGAAUUAGUUGUGUUAAAUCUAUUUUCUCUACUUAUAUUAAGAACAUUAUUUUUAAGUUAU
This is a messenger RNA of Culex quinquefasciatus (southern house mosquito), 2090 nucleotides long. It is a transcript of the gene Sox100B, whose product is annotated as transcription factor SOX-10. Gene Ontology annotation, cellular component: nucleus. Lineage: Eukaryota; Metazoa; Arthropoda; Insecta; Diptera; Culicidae. The record is from RefSeq and is a predicted model, not a curated record. Gene Ontology annotation, biological process: regulation of transcription by RNA polymerase II. The transcript is spliced from 3 exons. The coding region runs from base 237 to 2000 and encodes 587 amino acids. Gene Ontology annotation, molecular function: DNA-binding transcription factor activity, RNA polymerase II-specific; RNA polymerase II cis-regulatory region sequence-specific DNA binding.